AUGUUUUCGAAAAGGUAUGAUCCGAAUACAAAACCAGGCACAUCUGGGGAGUUGAGUGGAAGAAGGUCUGAACUUUUGAAGAAGAUCAAGGCGAGAAAACUCCAAGGUUCAGCAAUUGCGGAGAUUCAGCCAGAUGUAGAAAUGAGAGAUAGUGUGGCACAUGUUGAGGAUUCAAUGGAUGUAAGUGAAGAUGAAAAAGUAUUGAAAAGAAAGCGUGAAAGUAUGGGCUCAGAAUUUGAAGAGGAAUCAGAAUCAGAGGACGAAUCCGAACCAGAGUUGAAUGCAGAAAUUUCGCAAGAUGAAACUGUUGAUAAAGUAGCAGAAGGUGAUGUAAUGGAGAGAGAUGAUAUCCAGAUUGAUACACCACAUGCCUCUAUUAUAUCUAGGUUUCAACAAGUUAUGAAUAAACAACCGAGUUUAGCAGUUGAAGAGGAAGUAGAUGAGAAAGACGAACCAAUUGAAUAUAAAGACGUUGCUCCAUUACCUCAACCUAAACUUCCUAGAGAUAAGCAGCUAUAUUCACAGCUACACAAGAACAAAAGUUUGGAUUGGUUGACAAAGCCAGCAUUUUAUGAUUCGAGCCUAAGUAAACCAUUCAAAGAUUUUGAUCCAGCGUUGAUGGACAUAAUAUUGAGAAAUCUGUACAAUGAGUUUAAGAUUGAGAAUGCCUUUUCUGUCCAGGUCACGCUCAUCGAAGAGUUACUAAAAGACAUCAAACGUGGCAGAUUGGAUCCUACCCCAAGAGGUGAUUAUUUGAUCAAUGCAGCUACUGGUUCUGGUAAAACAUUGUCAUAUUUAAUUCCCAUUGUACAAUAUAUUAUGGGUUACACCCAAAAGCUAAGGAUAAAAGAUUCUGGAAUACAAGCAAUUAUUAUUGUGCCUACAAAGCCUCUAGUCCAACAAGUUUAUUCAGAUGCAUUGAAAUUAACCAAGGGUACAGAUAUAAAUGUAAUGGCAUUGAAAUCAGGCGGCGACUUAAGUAUUCAAGGAGAAAAAUUGAGAAUCGAGUCUAAUCUGACUGAUAUUUUGAUAACUACACCGGGUAGAUUGGUUGAACACUUGGAAGUAAUCAGUAUGAAGUCACUGAGAUUUCUGGUUGUUGAUGAAGCGGACCGGUUAUUGAAUCAAAACUUCCAAGAUUGGUGUGAUCUAGUAAUGAAUAAGAUUGAAAGAAUAAGCAAUGUUGAAAAUGAGGGUUUAGAUGUGACGUUCAAGCUAAGGUGUAUCAAAAUCGUUUUAAGUGCAACCUUAACGACCAACAGUGAGAAAUUAACACAUUUGAGAUUAUUCAAACCAAGAUUAGUUAUUGUCAAUUCAACCAAUAACAAUGAACUAUAUCAAUUACCGAGAACAUUGAAUGAGAAACUUUUGAAUGUAUCUGAAAAGCUGUCAUAUUUCAAGCCGCUGAUAUUACUUAGAUUAUUCGAGUGGAUCGAUAAGGAGAAAUUCAGAUAUGAUAACUUUGGGCUAAUAUUCACCAAAAGUAAUGAAUCAACGAUUCGGUUAAGUAAAUUGCUCAAUUUACUAGUAAUGAAGUUAAGACUUAAACUAAGGAUUGGCAAUAUCAAUUCGAUGAUGGAUAACCUGGAGAGGAUGAAGAUACUGAAGAAUUUCGAUGAAAACGGUGGUAUUUUGAUUUGUACGGAUUUAUUGAGUAGAGGUAUAAACUUGACCUCUAUAAAGUUUGUUAUCAACUACGAUUUGCCAGGAUCCACAAAGGAGUAUAUCCACCGGAUAGGUAGAACAGCUAGGGCUGGGAAUUUGGGAAAUGCAAUCACAAUGUGUUUUGGAGAAGGUGAGUUUAAAUGGUUCAAAAGGAUCGUUUAUUCUGGCCAACAAAUCAACAGAAACGGGAAGCCCAUCACCGACAUCAAGUUCAAUAAGGAGCACGACGAGGAGCUUUGGGGCAAGGACGAAGUGGAUGAGUUUGUUCUAACUAUUGGCGAGAUGGAUAAACAAAUCUAUCAAGAGUGUCUAAGAGAUUUAUAG
Molecule: messenger RNA, 1989 nt
Organism: Pichia kudriavzevii
Lineage: Eukaryota; Fungi; Ascomycota; Pichiomycetes; Pichiales; Pichiaceae
Exons: 1
Coding region: 1-1989 (662 amino acids)
Cellular component (GO): nucleus
Molecular function (GO): ATP binding; nucleic acid binding
Source: RefSeq, a predicted model, not a curated record